AUGCCAAGCAGACGAAGGGAGUCAUUCUCAGCUUCAAGGCAACCCAACACGCCGGAUGCGCCAAGCGGACCUGUUGCUGCUAUCACGCCGCCCCAGGUACUGUCUUCCACAGAUUCCCAGCGUCAUGCACCGCUCGAGAUACCUGUCGACCAGGGAUCGGCCUCUCCGGAAGCGCCGCACAAAACCCGUCCUAGAAUGUUGCGUAGCCUGCAAGGGGAAAGAGUCUAUGUGGGCAGAGCCGCGUCGCUAUCCUUCCUGCAGUUACUUCGAGAUACAGUCACCCAACACAUAGGCCCGUCUCAGUUCUCACACAAUGUUAAACUUGAAGACAUGCUCGAAACAGAAGCGCCCAAGAAUGUCUCGCCGGGCUUUGAGGACCAGCUGGAUCUCCAGCAGCGUCAAGCCUUGCUCCGAGCUUACCAGAUUGCAACAAGUGGGUUCCUCUAUCUGAUGCCGGAUUCCGAAUUGACGCAAAUGCUACAUAAUCGGCGCUCCGACACCGGCCAUGCGCAACAUACAACAGCUCUACUCGACGUCAUGAUUGCCAUUGGCGCACAGUCGCAUAAGCAUGAUCCAACGAAAGUGCAGAUUGAGCACUUCUUCUUUGCGAGGGGGCAACGCCGGGCGUUCGUUAGCAUGCUGGAGAACCCCAGCCUGGAAAUGGUGAGCUUGUUUCUGCUGAUGUCGUUCUACAUGCUCGGGGCGUGCCGCAGAAAUGCGGCUUUCAUGUAUCUUGGGGUGGCCGCUCGAGCAGCUGUGGCACUUGGUCUGCACAUCGAUGUCUCUGGCUCACUACCGGUCAGUGAACAGCACCGAAGAGCAUGUGUUUGGAUGAGUCUAUGCAACCUUGAUCUCCUCGUCAGCUCCAUCCUCGGACGACCUCCCGCAACAGCCUCACUCCGCUCGGAAUCAGGAACCAGCAUCACUGAGGCACUACAGCGCAAUGAUCUUGCCGAGGAACGACUGGUGGCUUUAUAUAAUCUCGCGCAAAUUCUGGAUGAGACGAUCACCCGCUUGUACAGCGAAAAGGCAGCCUCGGCGCAGGUCGCCGAGUCGAUACUGGAGAAGCUUAAGCGGUGGAGCGAUGGUCUGCCGGAGUCUUUGCUUGCUUCUCCAGGGACAGAACAGGAGUGUCUUGCUGCUCAGGACCGCGUCAUAGGCAGCCUGCACAUCGCCUGUUCCUACCACUUUGCCAUCAUCAUUGUUACGAGACCAUUCCUGAUAUCAGCGCUAGGUGUGCGGCUGGCCCGACUACAUGACAGCCUCGCUGAACGAAAUCUGAGUGACGUUUUCUCAGAAAAUCCUGUGCAUUCCCGGCUGGCUCUCGCCUGCACAGACUCAGCUCUUUACAUGCUCCAAACUUGUCUGGAGAUUCAUCGUUCCCAUCUACUCUUAGGAAAUAUGUGUAUCAUGAAAGCCUUCAUCUUCGCUGCAGCUCUCGUCGUCGGAUUCUCGCUCUUCUCGCAAAAAGACCCGAAUCCCGACCUCGAAGAAGCUUUCACCGCCGCCAUCGACAUCCUCCACAUGUUCUCCCAGCAGUCCGCCCAAGCGGGCCACUACUACGAAAUCCUCUCGUUUCUCCGCAACGCUAUCGCCGAACAACGGCAACGGCUCUCGAACCAGGACCAAAGCAGCAAAAGCCAAUAUGUGAGCAAGCUUUUCAGCUUGAAUGGCCGUAGGGCAUCACGCCAGACGGAGGGCGCGGUCACCGUUAAUCUAGCCACACUGACGAGUCCCUUUGACAUCAAUAGCGUCCCCUUGGAAUGGGAGGGCAUGGAGCUACCGUUUUGGGAUAGCUUCCCCUUCACAGAAGAAACACUUCCGCUGCAGGACAGAACGAGUGAUAUGAACCCACUGUGA
Aspergillus lentulus is the source of this 1860-nucleotide messenger RNA. RefSeq names its product fungal specific transcription factor domain-containing protein. Lineage: Eukaryota; Fungi; Ascomycota; Eurotiomycetes; Eurotiales; Aspergillaceae. The record is from RefSeq and is a predicted model, not a curated record. Gene Ontology annotation, molecular function: DNA-binding transcription factor activity, RNA polymerase II-specific; RNA polymerase II cis-regulatory region sequence-specific DNA binding; zinc ion binding. Gene Ontology annotation, cellular component: nucleus. Gene Ontology annotation, biological process: positive regulation of transcription from RNA polymerase II promoter by galactose; DNA-templated transcription.